Molecule: messenger RNA, 3774 nt
Organism: Pecten maximus
Lineage: Eukaryota; Metazoa; Mollusca; Bivalvia; Pectinida; Pectinidae
Product: NHL repeat-containing protein 2-like
Exons: 11
Coding region: 176-2215 (679 amino acids)
Molecular function (GO): protein binding
Source: RefSeq, a predicted model, not a curated record
AAUUUGAAGCUGGAUAUUAACAUUGAAAGGCGGACGAUUCAAUCGUGAUUCAUUUCCUGAAGCAGGGAAGAGCCAUGGACGAGGUGCAGGCAGCCGAGUUUGAACUACUGGAGGAAUUACUGGAAGAUGAAACAACAGAAAAGAAACAGGAAAUUUGAAGAAAUAUAUUGACAAAAUGGAAACAGAGAUAAAGUUUUCAAUUCCUGACUUUGAAAAGGAUCUACAAUGGUUGAAUACAGCCUCACCACUUUCUCUAACAAAGGAACUAGAGGGGAAAUUGAUAGUGAUGGAUUUUUUCACAUAUUGUUGUGUAAAUUGUCUCCAUAUUCUCCCAGACUUAGAAAAACUGGAGGAUCUGUAUAAAAUUCAGGAUGGAGUUGUGGUUCUUGGUGUACACUCCGCAAAGUUUGCCAAUGAGAAAGUACUUUCUAAUAUUCUGAGUGCAAUACUACGAUACAAUAUCAACCAUCCUGUAGUGAAUGAUAGUGAAGCGACACUGUGGAACAAACUUCGUAUAGCAUGUUGGCCUACACUGCUAGUUGUUUCACCUACAGGAAAAUAUCUACGGACUUUCGUCGGAGAAGGACAUAAGGAGAGUUUGGAAGAGUUUCUUAAACUUGCUUUAGAAUACUAUAACGACAAAGGUAUGAUAAAGUCACACUCAUUGGCAAUUUCACUUGAGAAGGAAAAGCUAACAGAAACUCCAUUAAAAUUUCCAGGAAAGAUUGCUGUCAACCGGAAGGGGAAUUUGAUAGCAAUAGCAGACAGUGGACACCAUCGUGUCAUUAUUUGUGGCAAAGACGGCAUUGUUCAGUCUGUUGUGGGAGAAGGGAAGAAAGGACUACAAGAUGGCUGUUUCAAGGACGCACAGUUCAACUCCCCUCAGGGAAUGGUGUUUGUAGGAGAGGACCUGUAUGUGGCUGACACUGAAAAUCAUGUGAUAAGAAAGGUUGGUCUGAAGUCUGGUUCUGUGACCACAGUAGUUGGAACAGGUACCCAAGGACAGGAUAAGGAGGGUGGAAACAUUGGGAUACAACAGGAGAUUUCCUCCCCUUGGGACCUGGAGGUGGGCUGCUCAGUGGGAAGUGAUUCAGACGACAUACUGUUUAUUGCGAUGGCAGGGACACAUCAGAUCUGGGUUUAUUUCAUUCAGGAUGGAAAGUGGUACAAGGGGAAGCAAUACCAAGCAGGAACAUGUGUAAGAUUCGCUGGAAGUGGGAGUGAAGAAAAUCGUAACAACAGCUACCCUGCUAGGGCUGCAUUUGCCCAACCGUCGGGUCUCUCAUUGUCAACGCACCCUGAACUAAAUACAAUGUUUGUGGCCGAUAGUGAGAGUUCAACUGUCAGGAGCCUGGCACUUAAGGAUGGGGCUGUCAAGGGUGUGGUUGGGGGAGAAAAAGAUCCUAUGAACCUGUUUGCAUAUGGUGAUGUGGAUGGCACAGGGAUCGAGGCAAAGCUUCAGCACCCCCUAGGGGUUGCUUUAGUGACAGACAACAAAGGGCCAUUACUGGUGGCUGACUCUUACAAUCAUAAGAUAAAAUCAGUUGAUUUAGUCAGCAAGAUGUGUGAAACAUGGGCAGCGCCAUCUCGUUCAGAGAAGGGAGAUAACUGUAUAUCCAUCGACCUCAAUGAACCAGGAGGUUUGUGUGUGGACCAGACCCAUCAACUACUGUACAUAGCAGACACAAACAACCAUAUCAUCAGAAUGGUUGACAUAGAAACCAAAGCGGUAUCUCGGCUUCCUAUUAUUUUUCCAAACCCUGAUGAGACAGAUGGUUCCCAGAGGAAGAAAGUGAAUGACUUUGUGAAGCCCAACACAGUUAUCCUAGAUUUACCGCCAUUAAACAUCACACCAGUUACAGCGGUAGAAGUGAGACUACACAUUCCAUUACCCGAGGGACAUCACUUUACAGAGGAAGCUCCCAGUACCUGGAUGAUGAUUUGUAAAGAUGAAUCCAACAACGUUUUGAACACAGAAUGUGAUACAAAUGGUAGUAUUGAAACUUUUGAAGAGCAGUCCCUGUUGUCCUUCACCUUGCCAAGUGACCUUGACCUUUUGAAAUCUCUCCAGGUGUACAUCAAGUGUCGAGUGUUCUACUGUGAUGAUACAAAUGUCUGUCGCCUAAAAGAAAACGUGUACAAACAGUUGAUUGUAUUCCAGGACACUGAGAACACUACAUCUAGUACAACUGUUCUGUUAAAGUUUGAAUUUUAAAUAUGUCAUGUAUAUGUCAAGCUUCAAGCAUCCUUUUGCCUUUGUUUCCAUUGAAAUUUGUAGGAGCCGAAAACAGUUGGGUCACUUUUGGAUAGUAAAAGAUAAAUUGUGAGAGGUUUAUGGAUAGUUCCUGUAAAUAAUGAAGUAAUCUAGUCUUUCUGCCAACUAUUCUCUACCUCCUUUUUGGUUAAUCAGAUAUUUGACAAAGAGUAAAGUGAUAGAAUGUAGACAAUGGAACCAUUGGGCCAGAGUGGGGUUCUAACGACUGUAUUAUGUAUUGUAUACUUCAGCCCUCUGGCAAGAAUAUGUUUUCAACCUGUUCAAAAUGUAUCCUUCCUAUUUUUGACAUGAUUAUGAUAGAGAGUGAAGUUUUAAAUACAUUUAUUUAUUACAACUGUCAUCUUAUUGAGAAAAAAAAUCGUAAAAUUGAAAUGGUGAAAUUUCUCUGUAUAACAGUAUAAAGAAUGUAAAGUAUUUGUUUGACCUCGCCUGAGAUCUGACACAGUAAUAGUGCUUCAUCCUAUACCACUGUAAAACGUAACUAUUUACAAUCAUUUACAAUCCCACAUGGUUUAAAUAAUGAUGGAUGAAUUUGUCUCAGUGAGCAGAUAAUCAUUUUAUAGGUAAAAAACUUAAUGGCAUAUAUGAUUAACAGCAAUGCAGCUUUUAAGAGGUGUUCAACAUUUAUGAAUUUGAUUUAAAGUUUUGAUUUUCACCAUGUUUCUGUCAAUGUUGGUGCUAUAUAAUCAAAGCAGAACCUAAGAAUUUAUGUUUGAUGUAUUGGUAGACAGCUGGGCAAAUGUUGAGGAUACUCUUCUCAAGAUGCUGACCAAUGGAGAUACACUUUGUGCCUUGGUAUUUGUUAGGUCCAGUUCAGUGAGAUACACAUGUACAUGUAUGUACAAAAUGUUGGGUCUAUCUUUGAGUACCUGAUUAGCUUAAAGACGAGUGAAUACAAUUCUUCUCAUAUAACAUACCUGUUAUAUAAAAGUUAAGAACUUCUUUGGUUCAAGAGAAUAUUUAAUGAUAAAAGAGUGGUGUCUUACUUUUAAGUUACCAGAUUCACUAAUACCACAUGAGAAACCUUUAGAGAAUUGAUGAUUUCAAUUUGGGUGUUGUCUGAUUUGCCUGAAAAAGCAGGCAACAUAUAAGUAUCACUAUAUCUUGGCGUCUGCCUCCACACAGAGGUUUCCAUGCCAUAACUUGAGUUCCCUUGUGCCGAUCAAACUGAAAUUUAGUGCAGAUCUUCCUUACCACAUUUGCUUGCUUGGGAUGGUUUUCAGGUCAGAAGGUCAAAGGUCAAUGUCACUGUUACUUAAAAUAGAAAAUUUGUUUCCUUGUGAUAACUCAAGUUCAUUUGGGUCAACCAAAUUUAAUUUUAAUGCAGUUUUUCUUGAUCACAAGUACUUGCAUAGGAUUGCUUUUUAACUGGUCCAAAGAUCAAAGGUCAAAGGUCACUGUUACUAUACAUAGAAAAUUUGUUUCUAUGAAUAACUCUCUUAAAGCCACAUACUCCCGAAGAAACAUAUAUCAAUGUUAACAUUUUUAGCUUUUUACAG